Messenger RNA from Fusarium pseudograminearum CS3096, 606 nucleotides. RefSeq lists its product as uncharacterized. The transcript has a single exon. Bases 1 to 606 code for a protein of 201 amino acids. NCBI's taxonomy places the organism in Eukaryota, Fungi, Ascomycota, Sordariomycetes, Hypocreales, Nectriaceae. The record is from RefSeq and is a predicted model, not a curated record.
AUGGCGGAACUACCACCCAUCAAACUCAACACUCCGACCAAAUACUGCCCAUCCACCAAGAAAUCUCCUCCCGUAGAUCCCCCCACUCUGGACUGGAUCACGACAACAUGGACCGUCACGCACUCUACGCUUUCCAUGUGGCGCGACGCCCGUAACGUCCGCAUCUCAUACAAGAUGCUCCCGGGGACAGCAGACGGCCGCCCCCGCAUGGACGACCUGGUCGAGUACGAGCCCUUGAACAAGGACGGCACCCUCAAGACCGUCGAGGGCGUCGACACGCAAGCGUCCUCCAUCGGCUGGGAUUGGCGCGGCAAGGGAUGGUUGACCCUUGUUCACUCCCACUGGGAGAUUCUCGGCUGGGGCGAGGUCGUCACUGCCGAGGGCGUCAAGGAGCGCUGGGCGGUUACCUGGUUUGCGCCUACGGUGUUUAGCAAGGAGGGAUUGGAUGUCUACUGUGAUCGAAAGGAGGGUUUGAGUGAGGCGACAUAUGAGAGAAUUUUCGAGGCUUUGAAGGGGUUGAAGGGAUCAGAGGCCAAGAAGGUUGCUGAUUUGGUUGAGGCUAAUAUGCAGCCCGUUGAGAUUAGACUGCCGUGGGUCGAGAAAUAA